This is a messenger RNA of Cephus cinctus (wheat stem sawfly), 2181 nucleotides long. Its product is annotated as T-box transcription factor TBX20. Gene Ontology annotation, cellular component: nucleus. NCBI's taxonomy places the organism in Eukaryota, Metazoa, Arthropoda, Insecta, Hymenoptera, Cephidae. Gene Ontology annotation, biological process: positive regulation of DNA-templated transcription; heart development; regulation of transcription by RNA polymerase II. Gene Ontology annotation, molecular function: DNA-binding transcription factor activity, RNA polymerase II-specific; RNA polymerase II cis-regulatory region sequence-specific DNA binding. The record is from RefSeq and is a predicted model, not a curated record.
GCGGAGGAGUAGGAGGUCAGUGGAGUUCGGGAAGUCGAGCAGCGCAGACGUGGUAAGGUCGUUUUGAGAACUGGUGCGCGGUUCGGUCUUUGAGUGUUGCUACUUGGCAGAAUCUCUCUGUGCUUCUGUGCAAGACUGUUAGUGGACAGUGAGGAGUGAAGAUUGAGUGUGUCGCCUUCGUAAGAGGAUGCCUACCAAGGGGGAAAGGGGUAAAGCCACGGACUUCAGCAUCGCGGCCAUCAUGGCGCCCAGGGGUCCGUCCUUCGGACAUUACCACCUGCAGGCUCUCGGAAACACGCCAGGCAACACCUUGGAAUGCGCUAGUAAAGCGUUCGUCAACGCUCCUCACGACCACCGUAUGUCCACGUCGCCGGUGGAAAUAGUGACGACAGCGACAGUCGUGACCGAGGAAGUCCUCGAGGAAGACGAAGAGGAAGGUAUCGGCGAAGCCGAGAGCGAGGAAGCUGAGAAAUCGACGAACGACGAAGAGGAAGAGGUCGACGUUGACGUGGAAGAAUGUAGUAGCGUGGAGGAAGGGCCGAUCAGCAUCACGGAGGAGCAUACCUCGCGGAAAUGCGCAGGGAGUGCCGAUACGGAGAGAAAACAUCGCAGAAGGACAAGUUGCAAUUCGGAUGAGUUGAGGGACGUCGAGUGUCACUUGGAGACAAAAGAGCUAUGGGAUAAAUUCAAUGACCUUGGAACGGAGAUGAUAAUUACUAAAACCGGAAGACGCAUGUUUCCUACCUGUCGAGUCUCCUUCAGCGGACUCAGGACCGAGGGUCGCUACGCGGUGCUCAUGGACAUUGUGCCGGUGGACAACAAGAGGUACAGAUACGCCUAUCACAGGAGUUCCUGGCUGGUGGCUGGGAAAGCCGAUCCACCGGCACCGGCCAGACUCUACGUACAUCCGGACUCGCCGUUCACCGGCGAACAGUUGCGCAAGCAGGUCGUCUCCUUCGAGAAGGUCAAGCUGACCAACAACGACAUGGACAAACACGGUCAGAUUGUUCUAAAUUCGAUGCAUCGAUAUCAGCCGAGGAUACACCUGGUCAGGUGUCGUAACGAGAGCAACGAGCCAAUCACGGAUCUUCACAAGGAGGAGCACAAGACGUUUAUCUUUCCCGAAGCCAUUUUCACAGCCGUGACGGCAUAUCAAAAUCAAUUGAUAACUAAGUUGAAGAUCGACAGUAAUCCCUUCGCCAAGGGUUUUCGGGAUUCGUCAAGACUCACGGACUUUGAUAGGGAUCCGAUGGAACUGAUGGAGCAGCAGCUGGUACGAUGCGGAGUACCGCCGGUACGACUGUACGAGCAUCUAGCGAUAUCAUCACCGGCGGCAGCGGCAGCACUGGGUGUCCAGCAACAGCAACAGCAGCAACAACAGCACGAGGCUGGCUCCCAUCCCUUAUGGUUACCUACGUCGACGGCGUUGCUAUACGGGGGUGUAGCACAGAGCAGGGGCGGCACCCCGUCCCCGUAUCCGGGCAGCCCCUCGUUUCCCUACCCUGCUCUUGCGUGGCCCUGGCAACCCCCCGUGGCAAUGAUCUCCCGUCGUUCAUCCCCUUCAGGGGUCAGAUAUGUCCCCUAUCCGGCGCCCUCCUCGACGCCACCGCCACUUCGCGCACGCCCAGCCACCCCCAAUUAGCAGACACACAGAGACCCUCUAAGCCAAAGAACUACCCCUUAGACUAAGUAUUUAUAGGGCGCACUUUCGAAUCGCAUCUCGUUUCUCUUAAGCGCCCUGUAGCAAUUUUAGCAUAGGACUUUCUUUACGAGGGACACGUUUACGACCCCUUGGUCCUUUGUUUAGGUAUUUUUCCUCCUCCCUAAUCUCUCCCUUCGCCUUCCACCCGCCCUCGCGUCUGUCCUAUCGUCCCUCCGGCCGGAAUGGACGCUUCCCGAUCGAUUCGUAAAUCCUGUCCCUCGUGCUUGUAAAUAGUUAGUUUUAGUGUGUACAGAAAGUGUCGCGUGCUCCGCUACGCGCCAGUUGCUGUUACGCGUGCGCGAUGCAAACGGAGAAUGGGAGAAUCAAUAGAUGUGUACCAUACCGAAUAGUAUUAUUAACGGUGGCCCGUACAAGGGACCUGCCUAAAAAUGUGUACAUAACCUCUCUACCCGUAGCGAGUAGCUCUCGGUCGUAUCUAGAUGUAGUACGAGAGAAUAAAUGGAUUUUCAUUAAGGAAA